Messenger RNA from Bolinopsis microptera, 675 nucleotides. RefSeq lists its product as uncharacterized. Gene Ontology annotation, molecular function: protein binding. Lineage: Eukaryota; Metazoa; Ctenophora; Tentaculata; Lobata; Bolinopsidae. The coding region runs from base 1 to 675 and encodes 224 amino acids. The transcript is spliced from 5 exons. The record is from RefSeq and is a predicted model, not a curated record.
AUGGAAUCGGUUGUGGCGAUACAAAUAUACAUCGAUCAUGAAGGUUCAAGUGGCAAACGAUCACCACCCCUAAACGAUAUUGAAGAUCUCUCCGACACAAGAAUACUCCUCAGAUUAAUAAACGCUCUCUUCCCCUCCACUUUUACACCUGAGGUCCUCCUUAACGACAGAUGGACAAUAAGACUAGCACUGGAUCUAGUGGGUGAGAUGAUGGGAGUUGACCACAAGGUGGACAGUGAGGACCUGGUCCACUGUGAUCUCAUGGCUAUCUGCGCUUUCUUUAUUGCCCUCCUCAUGAGAGGUCUGCAGUUCAAACAGGCACUUGCUGUCGUCAACCGAGUAGAUUCGCUGCAAGACAAGUUAGUUCUAAACACAAAAGCGCUGGAAGAGUUACCCAACAUCGCACAGUCUCUUGACAUUAUCAGACAGAAGAAGGAGUACACGCUGAAGAUAGAGGUUAUUGGAAAGGAGCUGUCAAAGUUGGAGGGUGUUCAUGAGGUCCCCAAAAUGAGGAGCUGGUCCAAGAAACUGUCAGUUCUCCAAGCACAGGUAAACGAGGAUAUCAGUACGAAGAUAAGGGACAGGUUUGAAGUAACGGACGUUCCUCGCUCCACGACUAUUAACAGUCUGGUCAAGUUCAUGUACAUCAACCUCAACCUUACUACAGGUGAGUAG